Lutzomyia longipalpis is the source of this 420-nucleotide messenger RNA. Its product is annotated as ribonuclease P protein subunit p14-like. The transcript is spliced from 2 exons. The record is from RefSeq and is a predicted model, not a curated record. Gene Ontology annotation, biological process: tRNA 5'-leader removal. NCBI's taxonomy places the organism in Eukaryota, Metazoa, Arthropoda, Insecta, Diptera, Psychodidae. Gene Ontology annotation, cellular component: ribonuclease P complex. The coding region runs from base 100 to 420 and encodes 106 amino acids.
CAUCGAAAACACAACAUAACCUCAAUAUUCCUUGUGUUUUGGUGGUUUUUCCGUGUGUGAUAAAAAUCCUAAAAUGAUUCCUUUCUGCUAUUUCCAAGCAUGAGUGCUUACGUCUACCUUGACGUGUCGCUGCAAUUGAAGACAAUCCCGAGUGAUCCAAUUCUUCCGGUUUUCGUAAAGGGAGGAAUUCUCACGUCUCUUGAGGAGGUUUUUGGUGAAGUUGGUGGCUGUACCACGGUGGAUGUGCUAAAGUUUGACCCAAAGAGUCUCAAGCUUAUUCUGCGAGUGCCAAAGGAGGACUACGUCAAAGUCCGGACAGCUUUGACGCUUAUUGCGAAAUUCCAGGAGAUUCCGUGCCGCUUUCACGUGAACUGUGUCUCACCGGUUCUGCUCUCUCUGGUACGCUGUGAGGAUUUUUAA